Coregonus sp. 'balchen' is the source of this 10999-nucleotide messenger RNA. Lineage: Eukaryota; Metazoa; Chordata; Actinopteri; Salmoniformes; Salmonidae. The record is from the annotation of a GenBank genome assembly.
UUCUCAAGAUAUCAAAUAGCUUCCAAGUUUCUUAUCAGUUCUGAUACAUUGUGUCGGCUGCCUGUAGUGGUCUUAUAAGGGUGUGUUUUUAUUAGAUUGUCCUUUUUUCUCUACAUAUUUUUCAUUGAAAAAUGCUGCGUGUGAGAUCUGCAUUCUGUCAGUCUUGGAGGGGGUACGUAAUUUUACAUGAACAUACACGAGACCAACUCACCUUAGCUUUGACUUUUCGUAACCAAGCUAAUGCAAUUUGCAUUAUUUUGGAAGCUGAUAGUGUAUUUAUGAUUGUUGCUCUACCUAACUGUUUUUUUGCCACACUGUAGUUAGAACUGUGCAAGUAGAACAACAACAAUAAUAAGCUGCUGCAAUGCUAAAUGUGUUAAGUCAUGAUUUUCCCUGCCAGCCACCUUUCCCUGCCAGCCACCAGACCCUUUCAAUGUGAAGGGCAAGCUAAAUAAGUUUAAAUAAGUAAUUUAUGAUUUAGUCUUAUGAUUACCAUGAUUCCAAGCCGCAUGCGUAAAGUUAACAGUUCAUAGAAAUACUAUUCACUCAACAAUCAGCAAGUGAAUGAUUCACCCUGGGCAGAUAGAGAUAGAAAGAGCACUCAUCUUUUUAUCUGUUCUAUUAUAGCGUAUGUGACAUUUACAUAAUUUAGCAGACGCUCUUAUCCAGAGCGACUUACAAAUUGGUGCAUUCAAUUUAUGAUAGCCAGUGGGACAACCACUUAAAAAAAAUAAAAAUAAUUACCGGUAUGUACAGCAUGGGCAGUGCUAUGGAGGCUAUAUUACAUUUACAUUUUAGUCAUUUAGCAGACGUUCUUAUCCAGAGCGACUUACAGUUAGUGAGUGCAUACAUUUUUCAUACUAUAUCCUUUUUAAAGUAGUCAAUUUUCAUCUUCUUCAUUGGCUGAUUGCUCCACACCCAUAGGAAUCCCCACCCAGUUGACUACUUAAAAAUGGUGGAAGCCCUCCAUGCCAAUGUUCAUGCUAAAACGGUUAUAUCCAUAAUGAGUUCUCUAUCUAUCUUUAUGACUGGGCAUGACUUGGACUAAAAACCUGAAGUGGCACUGGCAACUGGUGUUAUGCAAGAAAUCAAAUGGACUGAAGACACCCAUAUGGGCAAGCCAGCUGCAUGAAUGUUUAUUUAUGCAGUUACCAUUGGUAAAACAUUUAUAGCGAAACCUUGAAUCUCUUUAGAGGUCUAUUGUCUUUUCUGUGGGGUGAGGAAGAUCAAUAAACACUAUGAAGGCUGUGUUGUACACCAGGUCACCCAUUGACAGAGAAGCAUCUGUGUAAAUGUGGGAAGGCAGUUGGCUAAUCAUAUUUAAUCGAUUCCAUGUGUCCGGGGAGUUGAGGGUCUUUUUUGAAUAUUUGAAUACGAGCCCCUGUCUGCCCAGUUAGACAAUCUGGCCUUCACUGACUAUUUAAACUAGAGUAGAUAAUCAUUUUUGAGGCAGAGCAUGCACAAUCACCAGAAGUUUAGCAGUGUUAUAACUUUUCCACAAAGAAAUUAGACACAGACAGCUGACACACAGAGAAUAGUGAAAUAUCAAAUAAGCAUGAAUUGCUUAUUGCAAUUGCUUGCUGAUGUUAGGUGUCUUGCUUUUUAGAGUUUUUACUUAUGCAAAAUGGUCUCAUCUUUUAUGCAUGACUCGCUUUAUCUAAGUCUUUAUGCUAUAAAAACUAGUCAUAAAAGAAUAACUGAUGUGAGAUAAGUUACUUAUUCCAGCUGACAGAAGACUGCAGCUUGCCCAAAUCUAGCAGUGAAGAGGCAGGACAGAACCAAUCUGAGAUGCACCUGUAUACGCAUCAAAAGACAGAGUUGAAUAUCGCACCAUGACCACAAUCUACAUGGCCAGUAAAGUCUUAUUCAGAUCAACAGCAUUUGGACUGAAUGGCAUUCAUUCUCUUCCAUAACCACGUUGUUAAGUUUCAUAUUAUUCAAAACAAAGCUGUAAAAGAGCAGGCUUAAAUACCUGCAGAAAAUGUUAUGGAGGGUGAAGUGAAUGAAUGGCUGGUAGGCAACCUCAGGUGUAAGGCUGUAACGCAUUGAUGAACAAAUGCUUCACUUUGCACCAUGAGGAUGAGACAGUCUCAGAUUUUGGGAUAUAAUGUAUGUGGGGGAUAUCUGCUGCUGCAUGUCUGUCUGUCUUCACUUAGUGUGCAUUGGUCUAUCCUAACAUGUGUGUCUCUGUGUGCAGGUUCAGGACCUUCCCCUGUGCAGCUGUUGAGGUGAAGAAUGAGCCCAUCCUGGGAUUCAAUGAGGGCAGUGCAGAGAGGGCCAAUCUGCAGAAGGUACAUACACACACACACACAAUCAUACACAGCACACACUCUCAAGCAAACAUAACCACCACAUGCACCAUUCCAUAUGCCCUUCUUGACCUACAACAAGGUAAUCUCUAUAAAAGAUGAGACUCAAUAAUGUUGUGUGUGUGAUAGGCCCUGGAUGACCUGAAUGGGAAGACUGAGGAGAUUCCCUGUGUGGUUGGAGACGAACGUGUGUGGACCAAAGACAUCAGAUACCAGCUAUCGGUGAGUGGAGUCAACAGCAUGUCCCUAAUCUGAGCAAACUAUUGCUCCAUGCUGCCUGCAAAUAUGGGAGCCUGGAGACUGAAGCUCUCACUUUUACCCUCACACUGCUGCUCAGAUACACAGCAUAUGGCCUAAUCCAAAUGGAAACUUUCAAGGCCUGUCAAGUUCAACUGUAAAUGACUGUAAUAACAUUGUGUUAUCAGCCGGUUUCUAAUAACAUCCAUCAUAAAUCAACAUGCUACAGUUGAAGUCAGAAGUUUACAUACACUUAGGUUGGAGUCAUUAAUACCAGUUUUUCAACCACUCCACACAUUUCUUGUUAACAAACUAUAGUUUUGGCAAGUCGGUUAGGACAUCUACUUUGUGCAUGACACAAGUAAUUUUUCCAACAAUUGUUUACAGACAGAAUAUUUCACUUAUAAUUCACUGUAUCACAAUUCCAGUGGGUCAGAAGUUUACAUACACUAAGUUGACUGUGCCUUUAAACAGCUUGGAAAAUUCCAGAAAAUGAUGUCAUGGCUUUAGAAGCUUCUGAUAGGCUAAUUGACAUCAUUUGAGUCAAUUAGAGGUGUACCUGUGGAUGUAUUUCAAGGCCUACCUUCAAACUCAGUGCCCCAUUGCUUGACAUCAUGGGGAAAUCAAAAUAAAUCAGCCAAGACCUCAGAAAAAAAUGUGUAGACCUCCACAAGUCUGGUUCAUCUUUGGGAGCAAUUUCCAAACGCCUGAAGGUACCACGAUCAUCUGUACAAAUAAUAGUACGCAAGUAUAAACACCAUGAGACCACGCAGCAGUCAUACCGCUCAGGAAGGAGACGCGUUCUGUCUCCUAGAGAUGAACAUACUUUGGUGCGAAAAGUGCAAAUCAAUCCCAGAACAACAGCAAAGGACCUUGUGAAGAUGCUGGAGGUAACAGGUACAAAAGUAUCUAUAUCCACAGUAAAAUGAGUCCUAUAUCGACAUAACCUGAGAGGCCACUCAGCAAGGAAGAAGCCACUGCUCCAAAACCGCCAUAAGAAAGCCAGACUACGGUUUCCGACUGCACAUGGGGACAAAGAUCGUACUUUUUGGAGAAAUGUCCUCUGGUCUGAUGAAACAGAAAUAUAACUGUUUGGCCAUAAUGACCAUCAUUAUGUUUGGAGGAAAAAGGGGGGAGGGCUUGCAAAACGAAGAACACCAUCCCAACUGUGAAGCACAGGGGUGGCAGCAUCAUGCUGUGGGGGUGCUUUGCUGCAGGAGGGACUGGUGCACUUCACAAAAUAGAUGGCAUCAUGAGGCAGGAAAAUUAUGUGGAUAUAUUGAAGCAACAUCUCAAGACAUCAGUCAGGAAGUUAAAGCUUGGUCGCAAAUGGGUCUUCGAAAUGGACAAUGACCCCAAGCAUACUUCCAAAGUUGUGGCAAAAUGGCUUAAGGGGACAACAAAGUCAAGGUAUUAGAGUGGCCAUCACAAAGCCCUGACCGCGUUUGCAACGCCAGGGUUGUGGGUUCGAUUCCCACGGGGGGCCAGUAUGAAAAAAAUAUAUUAAAAAAAAUAAUGAAUGCACUCACUAACUGUAAGUUGCUCUGGAUAAGAGCGUCUGCUAAAUGACUAAAAUGUAAAUGUAAUGCUAAAUGAGUCAAAUGUAAAUUUUGACCGACCAAUACCACACUGUCUUUAAAUGUUAUUUCUUGAAAGUAAUAUUUCCUAUUAAUUAAUAUAAUUCUUUAUUUUCUUUUUGAAAGCCCUUCAACCACUCACACAAACUGGCCAAGUUUUGCUAUGCUGACAAGGUAAACUAAGAGUACAAUUCUUUUGUUUUUAAUGUAUCAGACAUUCACCAAGAUUUACAUAACCUGACUGGAUGGUGUUGCCUCUGUAUGAUUGAUACAGGACCUGCUCAACAAGGCUAUCUUGGCCUCUGUGGCGGCGCGGAGGGAAUGGGACCUGAAACCCAUCCAGGACCGAGCCCAGGUCCUCUUUAAGGCUGCUGACAUCAUCAGUGGACCUAAGAGAGCUGAGAUUCUGGCCAAGACCAUGAUAGGCCAGGUACAGUGAAGUACUAUAUUUAGUCUAGAUGUUGUUUUAAUAAUCCUAUGAUUGUAUGGCUGAAUAUCAAGUGGAUCUCCUCUCAGUUCUCUAUUUCAUGUGAUAUUCAUCCCAUAAGCUCUCUAUUUCAUUUUUUUUAGUUAUUAUUUGACUGGGGGAACAAUCUCAUUUACAACAACGACCUGGGGAAUAGUUACAGGGGAGAGGAGGGUGGAUGAAUGAGCCAAUUGAUCGAGCCAAUUUUUCCUGCUUUGUUUUCUAGGGCAAAACAGUGGUGCAGGCAGAGAUUGAUGCAGCUGCAGAGCUAAUAGACUUCUUCCGGUUCAAUGCGAAGCACGCUGUUGAACUGGAGAGCCACCAGCCCCUGGACAGUGAUGGUAGCACCAACACCAUGCUCUACCGUGGGCUGGAGGUGAGCACUCCCUGGUCCUAGCAUCAUCUAAACUUGGUAAUAGUCACAGAUAAAAGCCUGUAUACUUGGGUAUAUGUUAGGAAUUGUUUUUGUCAACACUUUUAUUUCCCCUUUAACUAUAGGGUUUUGUAGCUGCUGUUGCCCCGUUUAACUUCACUGCAAUUGGUGGAAACCUGGCAGGUACUCCUGCUCUCAUGGUAAGUGUUCCCCUACUAACAACAAUAUCCAAAUGUCCUUAUAGUUCUAAUUUAUUUCACAUUUAGAUCCUGAUGUGUGUUGUUGGUUAUAGUCUGAACUGGACUUUCUUUGUUUUGCCCCGUCUGUGAUUGUCAGGGUAAUGUAGUUCUGUGGAAGCCUAGUGACACAGCCAUGUCAGCUAGCUACGCCGUCUACAAUGUCCUCCGGGAGUCAGGGUUGCCCCCCAACAUCAUCCAGUUUGUGCCAGCCGAUGGACCAGUGUUUGGAGACACCGUCACCUCCUCUGAACACCUUGCUGGCAUCAAUUUCACUGGCAGUGUCCCGUAUGUGUUUAUCUCUAUAUGUUUAAGCAUACCUAAAACUGAUUGCCACUUUUGGUACAUAAUACCAAAUCUGUACCACAUUGUUUUUAAUAACUUCAAUGGAAGUUAACAACCCUGGAGUCUCUUAACAACCCAUUUCUGUUUCAGGACCUUCAAGCGCCUGUGGAAACAGGUGGCCCAGAACCUGGAUAUCUACAAGAACUUUCCUCGGGUGGCAGGAGGUGGGUUGGACCAACAGCCUGUACACCAUAGAGAUAAAAAUAUAUAUUGUACACCACCACACUGUCAAGUUAUUAAACGUAUUGAAUAUUAAACAAGAUAAUAUUGACCAUACUCAUCGUAUAUCUAUACUCCACUCCAUAUUUAUUUAGACAGUGAAGCUCAAAUUUGUACAUUUGGCUCUAUACUCCAGCAUUUUGGAUUUGAGAUCAAAUGUUUCAUUAGGCGACAGCACAGAAUGUCACCUUUUUUAUUUGAGGGUAUUUUUAUACAUAUCGGUUUUACCGUUUCUAAAUGAUAUCUGUUUUACCGUUUCUACACUUUAUGUAUCUUGUCCCCCCAUUUGAAUAAGUUAUUUUAUUCCAUAAGUAUUUGGACAAAUUCACAUAUAGUGUAUUAAAGUAGUCAAAAGUUUGGUCCCAUAUUCCUAGCACGCAAUGACUACAUCAAGCUUGUGACUCUAGAAACUUGUUGGAUGCAUUUGCAGUUUGUUUUGGUUGUGUUUCAGAUUAUGUUUUGCCAAUAGGAACUAAAUGGUGAAAAAUGUAUUGUGUCAUUUUGGAGUCACUUUUAUUGUAAAUAAGAAUAUAAUAUGUUUCUGAACACUUCUACAUUAAUGUGGAUUCUACCAUGGAUAAUCAUGAAUGAAUCGUGAUUGAGAAAGUUACAGAGGAACUAAGAUCAUACCCCCCCAAAAAUGCUAACCUCCCCUGUUAUUGGUAAUGAUGAGAGGGGGGGUGAUCUUUGUUCCUCUGUAAUUUUCUCACUCAUCAUUAUUCACUAUUCAUUCAUGAUUAACCAUAAUUUUUUAUUAUAAAAGUUACUCCAAAAUGACACACUACAUUAUUCACCAUUCAGUUGUAUUGGGCAAAACAUAAUUCGAAAAACAACCAAAACAAACUGCAAAUGCAUCCAACAAGUUUAUGGAGUCACAAGCUUGAUGUAGUCAUUGUGUGCUAAAAAAUAUGGACCAAAUACUAAACUUUUGAGUACUUUAAUACAUUAUAAGUAUUUAUGAAACAAAUUACGUAUUCAAAUGGGGGGACUAGAAACAUAAAGCGCUUUCAUUUUUAAAUGGUAGGACAGAUACUGUAUGUUUGAAAAUACCUUCAAAUAAAAGGUGACAUUCAGUACUGUUGCCUCAUUCAAAACAUUUGAUCUGAAAUCCAAAAUGCUGGAGAAUAGAGCCACAUUUACUCAUUUUAGCUUCACUGUCCAAAUAAAGAGUGUAUAUCACUCUUUGAAAACUGCCUCACCGACGUCCUCCUCUGCCAUACCUUUCAGAAUGCGGUGGUAAGAACUUCCACUUUGUGCACAAGUCAGCAGAUGUGCAGAGUGUCGUGACAGGUACCAUCCGCUCAGCGUUUGAGUAUGGAGGGCAGAAGUGCUCGGCCUGCUCCAGGAUGUAUGUACCUGACUCUCUGUGGCCCCAGAUCAAACAGGGGCUCCUGGACAUCCACAAGCAGCUCAAAGUGGGAGACGUGAGUGGACAACUGACCUUAGCUUCUAGGACUGAUGGAUUCAUCAGUCACUUUGGCACUAGGGUUAUUUUGGUGGGAAUACUUACAGCCAGUUGACUUGUGCUCCAAUAGGAGAUAUUUGAAAGCGUUGAAGUUUAUACUGUAAGUGUUAAUUUGAUGUCAGGUUGUUGUAACUCUCUCCAUGAUUCCCCUGUCCAGCCCGUGGAGGACUGGAGUACAUUCUUCUCUGCUGUGAUUGAUGACAAGGUACAGUACUGUGAGAUUUGCCACACUGGAUGCUUGAUCAGAACCAGCUAUAUUACUUCUGAUCAAUAGUUAUUUUAUUUUCAAGAUUAUUUUACAUUUGAUGACUAUUUUUAUAUAUUAUUUAUUUUUGUCUCAGUCCUUUGCUCGCAUUAAGAAGUGGUUGGACCAUGCCAAGUCUUCCCCUAAGUUAAACAUAAUUGCUGGGGGCCACUGUGAUGACAAGAAGGGUUACUUUGUGGAGCCCACCAUCAUUGAGAGCACAGACCCACAGGAAGCCAUCAUGGCGGAGGUAAGACUCGAUAUUCUUGAUAAGUAGUUAUGUAGUUAUUGUAGAUCACCUCUUUACUCACCACUGUUAGCCUAUGGAACUUCAUACUGUGAUUCCAGUUUAAAGAUCUUAGAAUAAAGAUCUGCGAACCAUGUGUGUUCUCACUUUAAACCAACCUGCAAGAGUUAUACCAGACAUGCAUACAUGUCAUAAUCACAUGAGACAUAGUCAGUUGGGUCUGAAUUGCUGAAACUGACUGACUUUAUUCUAGCCUGUUAGAUAUGGUUGUUUUAUGGAGAAAAUAAGCAGGAUUAUUUUAUCCGUUUUAACUGAGAUGCCUGCGAUCAGGCUCAGGGCCAAGUGCUUAGAUUACCCAUAUAAACAUGUAUAAAGUGAUGUAUGGAAUGGACACCAUGUUUGUUUAACUAAAGCCAUGCUUCACAGACUGUGAACCCCAAGGCAUUUUUAACUCAAAAAGUUCUAGUAAGUUGAACUCAGUCAAUGAAAAGUCAUUAUUAGUUCAAAUGUUUGUGGUACUGACUCAAAACUAAAUGAGUUAUCACAUCAACUCAAUUUUUUAAGUGAAUGAUAACAAAUGAACUUUUUUCCCAGCAUGCUCUACUGCAGGUUGAUAAAACAAAUAAAAAUAAUAAUCUGUUUUUUUGCAUGUACAUUGAGUGAUUGAUUGAUUUAAUCUUAUGCUACACAAAGAUAAAUAACUAAACUGAUCCAAUCAUUUAGUUCGAUUUUUUGCACCCGUUACUGAAAUGGUUGUUCCGGUUUAAAUGGUUUAGGUAGUCUCCUAAACUGUUCCUAACCCUGGCAGUCACUAUGAAUGCAGGAUGCAGGUGAAUAAACAUUUCAACUGUUGGAUAUCCUAACUCUGGCUGGAUUCCAAUAGGAAUGACACAUAACUUUGGAUGGCAACAUAAUGUGACUUGCAGUUAGGGUUUCAAAAUUCUGGUAAAUUUCCCAGGUUUUCCAGAAAUCCGGGUUGGAAGAUUCCUGGAUAUCCUUCAACCAGGAUCUUUUUUAAAUCUGGGAAUUUGGGGAAAGUUACUGGAAUUUUGCACCACACUUUCAGGCCUGAUGUGGCCUGUAAACCAUGAGUUUCAGGCCACUGAGUAAGGGUAAAGCUAGGCCUCAAAAUAAAGCCUUAUGAGAUAUGUAAUGUAUUGUCAUAAGGAGUGAAUUAUGAUGAUAAUAUUCACCUAGGAACUCACUUGGUGUAGGCCACAGGACAGAAAAUGAACGAAUUCAAUAACCAUGUCUCUGUCAUGGGUGGUAACUUUACAAUUCACUCGAAAAAGCAAAGCACACUGGGAAAUUAUAUAGGAGGCGUGUUCAAGCUGAUACAGCUACAUUCUGGACCCCCUACAGGUUCACAGUGACUAUCGGUUUGAGAAAUGACUACAAAAUCACUAUAAGUAACUGUACUCAUAUAUUAAGUGCAACAGGUUUCCUCAAAGGUUUUUAGUAAUGACAGCACAUUGGGGUUUACAGUGCACUCUGCUUCACAAAUGGGGGGUCAGUCCUCCUUAAUUGAGAUCAGCUCAGUUAAUAUGGAACUUUAUAACAACUCUGUUAUAACUCUGUUCUGGAUGAACUCCUGUAGGAAAUCUUUGGGCCAGUUCUGUCUGUCUAUGUUUACCCUGAGAACGACUACCUGGAAGUUCUGCACCUGAUAGACAACACAUCACCAUAUGCCCUGACAGGAGCUGUCUUUGCUCUCGAUAAGUAAGUUAGAUUCCUUCAGCUGGUUUGCUAUGGAGUGUCAGUAUUGAUGUGAAAAGAAAGAAAGAACGUAAUACAGUUUUACAUACGUACAAAUAUUAUGAAUCCAAAGCCUACUUUGAUCAGCUCAUUGAUAAUAGAUGUUGCUUUGCACUGAAAGAGUGACAUUAGUCCAACAAAAAAAACUCCUAACCCGUUAGUAAUGUUUUUGUUCUAGGAAUGUUGUGGAUGAGGCAGCCAAGGCCUUGCGGAAUGCUGCAGGAAAUUACUACGUGAACGAUAAAUCCACUGGCUCUAUUGUCGCCCAGCAACCAUUUGGUGGCGCCAGAGCUUCAGGUAAGAUGGCCCACACACCAAUCCACAGCUCAUUGUUAUGCAUAUGACUGCCAACAGUUCUAUAAAUCAGGACUUCUCAUUACUCCUGGUUUGCUCUUUAUGUCUGACAUGGACACUUCUGUCAAAUGGGUACAUAAUCUUUAUUGAUAUGAAUCAAACAAUAAUACCUAAAACAUGAACUUUUGUCUACAAAGGUACUAAUGACAAACCUGGUGGUCCUCACUACGUACUGCGAUGGACGUCCCCACAGGUGGUCAAGGCCACCCAUGUCCCGCUCCGAGAAUGGAAGUACCCCUAUAUGGGUUAAAAAGACAGUACUGUACCCCUCCUCACCUACCUAGGCCUCCUUCAUCCAAUCCUAGUUAUGUAGAGGAAUCUGUAGGCUUUUUCUCCGCUCCCGCUCGCCAGACGGACAAUGAAAUGAAGAGAAAAAUCCUCUCCUUACUCGUCAAACUUUUGUCCCUUUUUGCCCUUAUAAGUAUGCACUGAAUCUAUACCCGAGUACGAAUGUAAUUAUUAGCUGUUCUAAAUUGAAAAGGGGGCGCAACAUGAGAUCAGCAGGAGCUGCAGCUGACCCAGUCAAGCUGCCUGCUAGCUGUACAGAAGAAUGGCACUAUGAAAACGUCCCAUGGAUCCACAGACAUAGUAAAACUGUGUGGUCUACCAUUGAUUCCACAGACAUGUAAUAAUCAAUCAUCUGUUUGUAAUCAAAUGGCUGCUAUGUGCUUCUGAGCCUCUGUUUGACGAUCUCAGUACUGACUGGUCCUGAGGUGUAGGCUACUCACUGUUAAGUUGUCUCCACCUGUCCUAUCCUGAGGAAAGUAUUCAAAGAGUUGUUAAGCAUCAUAGACUUUUUGAGAGGAAUAUUUGUUUUUUUAAAUACAAAACUGACUAUGUAUUAUAAGAAUUAACUGACCGUCUAUCAUCUUAACAUCCUUUGACAAAAACAGUAAGCCUGAGUUUCGACCAUGAAUAUUUCAUGACAGCUAAAGUUCAAGUAUCAAAAUGCAAUGUUUAUAAUUGUAAGCAUUCGUGAUGGCAAAAAGAGGGAAGAAUGGUUAUCUACCGUUUUUGGUGCUAAAAAUGUCCUUACUAACAGUCCUUAACCUAUACUCAGUUCCUAGCUGUGUUAUGAUUUAUUUGCUGUAUUGUCACACUGGUACUCAGCCUCCUGACUGUCUCUGAUAGGAAAGGUGAUGUACUUGACUUGUUACACUUGAGCUAUGGCU